AAAAAAUUUAAAAAGAACUGGGGAUGUUGCUCAGUGUGAAGCCCUGGGUUCAGUCCCCAGUGCAGGAGGAAAAAAGAUCCUGUGAGUGCAAGAAUUUUGGCAGAGCAGCUGUGGCCCCUCAUAAUUCAGCUGCAAUCUCGGUCUCCCGCAACUCACCCACCACACUCAGAAUUUCCACACAGCCACAUAAACCUCCACACGCUCCAGCCUGGGUGCUCUGCCACCAUCAUCUGCCUGGCAAGGUCCUAUUCCCUUAAAUACCCAAAGGCUCAUGUCACCCUUCACUUUGAAAUCUUCCUUUAUCUGCCCCACUCCUUCCAAAGACUCAAUCGCUCCUGCUUCUAAAUUCUUGUGAGACCUUGCACAGACUUCUGCUGCUGCCCUCCUGUCUUUAGAAAUGUUUGUUUCUGUCAUUCCUUCUUCCAGGACUGUGACCAAUAGCACCUGGCUUCAUUUAUGAUCCACAAAUAUUUACUGGACUGAAAUAGAUUGUGUUUGAUAUUGAUUGAAAAGAAAUGGUGUUUGAUACAAGCCUGGUCUUAUAAGUAAAUUGCUAAUUAUAUGGUCUGAAUCCUGGAGAUUCAGGGAGGUCCCCUCCCACCUUCAAAUUCCUUCUGCACUGGCUCACUUGUGUCUAAAAUUCCACACUAAACUUUCAUUCCUCUGCUUAAAGCCUACAGUGUAGGACGUUAAUCAGAUCCUUGCCCAAUCUCAGGUUUGAUGGAAGGUAGGGUGGAGCAGGAAAGGAGCUCGAGGAGGAAGAGUGGACAGACCCGGCCCUCCGAGGAUAAAGCCUGGUACCUGGGAUUCCCGGAAGGCUGUCUGAGAACUUGGCCUCAAAUCAGAGUACUCUGAAGAGCAGCUACCCCUUGGAACCACCACUGCAUCAUGAGCCAAGACAAAGGACCUGUUAUUAGAACCUUCCAUGUAGUUUGCAUCAUGACCUUAAUAGUCGGAACCAUCACCCAGAUCUGUGAAGAAAGUGAAUUUGAAGCGUGCAUGUCAAAAAAUAACCUUACUCACAUUCCAAAAAACCUGCUACCAACAACCAAAAGCUUAGAUGUAUCUCAAAACUACAUAUCUGAGCUUCAGAUCUCUGACAUCAGCUUUUUGUCAGGGCUGAAAGUUCUGAAACUCUCCCAUAAUAGAAUCCAGAGAAUUGAUUUGAGUAUUUUCAAGUUCAAUCAGGAUUUGGAGCAUUUGGAUUUAUCUCAUAAUCAGCUGCGAAAGAUGUCCUGCUACCCGGUGGUGAGUCUGAAGCAUUUAGACCUCUCAUUCAAUGACUUUGAUGUGCUGCCCAUCUGUUUGGAAUUUGGCAACUUGACUCAACUCAGUUUCCUAGGAUUAAGUGCUGUGAAGUUUCAACCAUUAGAUCUACUACCCAUUGCUUCCUUGCAUCUAAAUUACCUUCUUCUGGUUUUGGGAGAUAAUUAUGUAGAUGAAAAUAUGAAAGAAAAUCUUCAAGUUCUGAAUACAAAAAUACUUCACUUUGUUUUUCAACCAAAUAGUUUAUUCUCUGUCCAGGUGAACAUAUCAGUUAAUACUUCAGGGUGCUUACAACUGACCAAUAUUAAAUUGAAUGAUGAGAACUGUCAAGUUUUUGUUAACUUUUUAUUAGGACUCAUUAGAGGUCCGACAUUACUGAAUCUUAUUCUCAAUCAUGUGGAAACCCCUUGGACAUGUUUGGUUAACAUUUUUCGAUUCCUUUGGCCCAGACCUGUGGAAUACCUUAACAUUUACAAUUUAACAAUAGAUCAAAAGGUUACAGAAAUAAAAUUUAUUUACCCUGCAACAACCUUGAAAGCCGUGAAGAUAGAACAUAUUACAAAGCGAGUUUUUCUUUUUUCACAGACAGUAUUAUACAGAGUGUUCUCGGAGAUGAAUAUUCUGAUGCUAACUAUAUCAGACACACCUCUGGUUCACAUGCUGUGCCCUGACACACGCAGCCCAUUUAAGUUUUUAAACUUUAGCCAAAAUGUGUUCACGGAUAGUGUUUUUGACACAUGCUCCACUUUGGUGAUGCUGGAGACACUUAUCUUGCAAAAGAAUAGUUUAAAAAACCUUUUCAAAGUAAGCCUUAUGACUAAAAACAUGCCAUCUUUAAAAACGCUGGAUCUUAGUGGGAAUUCUCUGGGAAUUCAUACACAUGAACAAAAUUGCACUUGGAGCGAGAGCAUAGUGCUGUUAAAUUUGUCUUCCAAUGUACUUACUGAGUCUGUAUUCAGAUGUUUACCUCCCAAAGUCGAGGUACUUGAUCUUCACAGCAAUAGGAUAAUGAACAUCCCUGAGGAUGUCACCUAUCUGGAGUCUUUGCAAGAACUCAAUGUUGCUUUCAAUUCUUUAACCGACCUUCCUGGAUGUGAUACCUUCAGUAGCCUUUCUGCACUGAUCAUUGACCAUAAUUUAGUUUCCCACCCAUCAACUGAUUUUUUCCAAAGCUGCCAGAAGAUUAGGUCAAUGAAAGCAGGGAACAACCCAUUCCAUUGCACGUGUGAGUUAAGAGAAUUCAUCAAAAAUACUGGCCAACUGUCAAGUGACAUAGUGUGGGACUGGCCUGAAACUUACAAGUGUCACUAUCCAGACCCUUAUAAGGGAAUCCUGCUAAAGGACUUCCAUGUGUCUCCACUAUCCUGCAACACAACUCUGCUUAUCGUGACCAUAGUGACCUCCAUGCUGGUGUUGGCUGCUACUGUCACCUUCCUCUGCCUCUACUUCGAUCUGCCCUGGUAUCUCAGGAUGAUGUGUCAGUGGACCCAGACCCGGCGCAGGACCAGGAACAUCCCCUUAGAGGAACUCCAAAGAAAUCUUCAGUUUCAUGCUUUUGUCUCCUACAGUGAACUUGAUUCUGCCUGGGUGAAGAAUGAAUUACUACCGAACCUUGAGAAAGAAAACUUACAGAUCUGCCUCCAUGAGAGGAACUUUGUCCCUGGCAAGAGCAUCGUGGAAAAUAUCAUCAGUUGCAUUGAGAAGAGCUACAAGUCCAUCUUUGUUUUGUCUCCCAACUUUAUCCAGAGCGAGUGGUGCCAUUAUGAACUCUACUUUGCCCACCACAAGCUCUUCUGGGAAGGGUCUAACAACCUAAUCCUGAUCUUGCUGAAACCCAUCCCAGAGAACAACAUUCCCAGCAAGUAUCACAAGCUGAGGGCUGUCAUGGCACAGCGGACUUACCUGGAAUGGCCCACAGAGAAGAGCAAGCAUGGACUUUUUUGGGCUAACGUUAGAGCUGCUUUCAAUAUUAAAUUAACACUAACCAGUGACUACGAUGAUGCAAAAACUUUAGAAAGUCAGGAAAUCUAAACUAAGAGAUCUGGACUUUGAUGAACAUGAUGGUUUUAAGUUAUAGCUGGAGGUUUUCCAUAUACUUUUUUCAUAUAUUUGGGAAACAAUUCAUGGAGACCUUACUCCAGCUGAGUUGGGGAAUUGGGCUGGGAGUGAAGGUAGUGCUUACUUCUCACAUUAGCUCCACCUCAGUCUCUUCUGGUUUAACUAUUUGUUUUCACAUCGAAAUAGCCUUUUCACUGCUCAGUCAUUUGGGGGAGAUUUCCCCUCCCCUCUCCUUUCCCCAAUGGAUUCUGUGUGAUCAAGAGUCUAUGUAGUUUCAUGUCAGCAAGAAAAGAAUCGAGGUCAGGACUGUGCUCAUGGGCCUUUGGCUUAAACCAUGGAUCUCAUUGGCCUCUGGGUGAGCUUUAUUAUCCUACUCAGCUUUGAGGCUUGAGAAAAAAUUCUUCCAGUGCUGGGAUAUAAGAAAGCAUGUUUUUUCCAUAUUGGGUAAUAUUUUAAGUUUUUGAUCCUGGUACAAACAUAUGUGAUUAACCAGUGGAGAUUCAUGACAUAAAAAUGUAUGUGCAUAAAGAGAAACAAAAGACGCAGGUGUACUUGCUUGCCAAGUAGGGCCAAAUUCACUUGUAUGUCUAACUUGAUGUUGAAUAGGGUUUUUUUCUGAUUGUCUUAGAAUUGUCUGGUUGCCUUUGAGCUGGCCAGGACACUUCUACCUUGCUUAAAUCACUGACUUUUGGAUUCCUCUGAUAGAGCAUGUUAGUCUGUGCCCUCAGGAACACAGACAUCUGUUACACAGAGUAAUGGACAGCUCUCCUCUUAUCACAGGACCCUGUGUGUCCCACUCCGCGCCCUGGAGCAGAGCAUCUGCCAUCCCAAGGUGCUGUUCUCUCUCACCCGUACAACUGCAGAACAGCCUCUCACUGGCUUCCUUGCCACCACUCUUGCUGCACAUGUUUCCUAAAUGGCAGUCGCAGUGAUUUAAGGUGUAAAUUAUACUAAGCUAUUUCCUGCUUAAAACCUCCUAGUGACCUACCUCCCCAGCAAUGGGAUGAUAAUCAAACCCUUCCUGGUGGCCCAGGAUCGGUCACGGUCUGCUUUCCUCUCCGAACUCCCCCGUCUUUCCUGUCCCUCUUGUCUUUCCUCUUGUUCCAGGUGCCUUCUGGCUGUUCUGAAUGCCUCACAUUGGCUUCCGCCUGUGUCACCCGUACCCUUGGCUGGAGCGGUUUUCUCUGAGUCAGCUUAGCUGUCCUCACAUUAGCAUCUCCCUCCCACAGCACCUCGGCAGAGGGUCUCGUGGCCCUCUGGUGGCCUCCUGCACAUUCCUCUCGUUCUUGCCUUCUCAGCACACGUCAUUCUCUGCUCUUCCUGCUUCCCUCCACUCACUGUAAGGGCAGAAGAAUGGGAACCUAUGCAGGAGUUCACCGCUUCUCCCCCGUGCACUGCCCAAGCAGAUGCGCAGUGAAAGCCUGCAGACAGCCCCAAUUGGCCUCAGUGUCAUCGCAGCCCUUGAUUUUACCCGAAAGAACCUUGUGGACAUGGAGCAGCUAGACUGUGGUGAGUGGGCCCUGGCAGGGUCCGUGCUGAGCGCCGGUUAGCCCGGGGUUCCCUGUUCUGCUGGCUGACCGGCGAGCUGACCGUGGCCUUGAGCGCCUGGGCCUGUUGUGCUCCUCUGCGGAGGGCUCUGCACUCCUCUCCCCAGGCCGCUUAAGGAGGUGAGACGACCCCAGGUUUAACCUGAUGCUGAGACAGAGGAGCAGGAGCGCGCCUUGCAGAUGAGCCCUUGCUCGCCCACCUGCGGCUCCUCCCUUGCCUGGGCCGAGAUAGCCCUUUCGUUUUGAAGGUCCUAAAAAAGUACACUUAUUUGACCAGUACAGACACCAUACUCAUGUGUUGAAAUAUCACACUGUACCUCAAAAAUUGUUUUAAAAUGUGUAUCUAGGGAGGGGAGGGGAAGGAGAUAAAGAAUUGAGAUGUGUUACCUGCAUGUGCCAACUCUCUAGGAUGACUGACAUUCAUUGUAUACUGCAGACACGUAUGCAUACAUACAUGUGGGAAAUAAAAAAAGCCAUGUAUCUCAAAAUUGCUCAAAUAGUAGAUUUUAAAUGUUCUUACCACAAAGAAAUGAGAAGUAUGCGAGUAAUGAGUAUGCUAAUUAGCUUGAUUUCAUUACUCCACAAUGUUAUAACAUCAUGUCAAACCCCAUAAAUAGGUACACUUAUUUAUCAACAAUAAAAAUUUAAAAACUAAAAAA
Messenger RNA from Chinchilla lanigera (long-tailed chinchilla), 5530 nucleotides. It is a transcript of the gene Tlr6, whose product is annotated as toll-like receptor 6. The coding region runs from base 889 to 3297 and encodes 802 amino acids. Lineage: Eukaryota; Metazoa; Chordata; Mammalia; Rodentia; Chinchillidae. Gene Ontology annotation, biological process: cellular response to diacyl bacterial lipopeptide; inflammatory response; toll-like receptor signaling pathway. Gene Ontology annotation, cellular component: membrane; Toll-like receptor 2-Toll-like receptor 6 protein complex. Gene Ontology annotation, molecular function: transmembrane signaling receptor activity; lipopeptide binding; Toll-like receptor 2 binding. The record is from RefSeq and is a predicted model, not a curated record. The transcript is spliced from 2 exons.